CUCCUGCCGGCUGAGAUCCAGCAGAGAUGGGGUCCUGGACUGCUGGAGUCCCUGUGAGUCCCUCACAGGAGGACCCUCGCUUUUGGUUGCAAGAAGCAUUCCUGUAGCUGUGAGGGUUUCCAGAAACUGUUUUCAUGUGGAGCCGUCCUGUGGCCAAAUCAUGUCUCGAUUGCGUGUUUAAACUGAAUUCCUGGCUAGGGGGUGGGGGUUUCGUUGCCAAAUCUCGUCAGAGAACGCCUCUGUGGCCAUGUGGCCGCGGACCCACCUUUCCUAAUCCUUGUCCUCUGAUGGUUUCAACAGGACAGACUGACCCCCAGGACGCACGGUGCUGAUGUGCCGGGUGCAGUGCACUGUGCACUGACACACGGAGCCCACGAUGACUGUCCCAGAGCAGGGCUUCCCCCUGGACCUCGGCGCGAGCUUCACAGAAGAUGCGCCUAGGCCCCCCGUGCCAGGUGAGGAGGGAGAGCUGGUGUCCACUGACCCGAGGCCGGUCAGCCACAGCUUCUGCUCGGGGAAAGGUGCCGGGCCCAAAGGGGAGACGUCCACAGCCACCCCGCGGCGCUCCGACCUGGACCUGGGCUACGAGCCUGAAGGCAGCGCCUCGCCCACACCUCCGUACCUGAAGUGGGCUGAGUCGCUGCACUCCCUGCUGGACGACCAGGACGGGAUACACCUGUUCAGAACUUUCCUGAAGCAGGAGGACUGUGCCGACCUGCUGGACUUCUGGUUUGCCUGCAGUGGCUUCCGGAAGCUGGAGCCCUGUGACUCCAAUGAGGAGAAGAGGCUGAAGCUGGCCAAGGCCAUCUAUAGGAAGUACAUCCUGGACAGCAGUGGGAUUGUGUCACGGCAGACGAAGCCGGCCACCAAGAGCUUCAUCAAGGACUGCAUCAUGCGGCAGCAGAUUGACCCCGCCACCUUCGACCAGGCCCAGACGGAGGUGCAGUCCACCAUGGAGGAGAACACCUACCCCUCCUUCCUCAAGUCUGACAUUUAUCUGGAACACACACGCACAGGCUCCGAGAGCCCCAAGGUCUGCAGUGACCAGAGCUCGGGGUCGGGGACAGGGAAGGGCGUGUCUGGGUACCUGCCCACCUUGAAUGAGGACGAGGAGUGGACGUGUGGCCAGGACGUGGAGGAUGAGGACUGCAGGGGUGCCGCCCCUUCCAGCAGGCUCACCCAGAAGCUGCUCAUGGAGACGGCCGCCCAGCGUACCUCCGCAUGCCGGCGGAGCAGUGAAGGCAGGGAGCUCAGACAUGGAUCCUGGCGGGAGCCGGCCAACCCCUACUACGUCAGCUCCGGCUACGCCUUGGCCCCGGCCACGAGCGCCAACGACAGUGAACAGCAGAGCCUGUCGAGCGACGCCGACACCCUGUCUCUCACCGACAGCAGCGUGGACGGCGUCCCCCCGUACAGGAUCCGUAAGCAGCACCGCCGGGAGAUGCAGGAGAGCAUCCAGGUCAACGGGAGGGUGCCUCUGCCACACAUCCCUCGCACGUACCGGAUGCCGAAAGAGGUCCGUGUGGAGCCGCACAAGUUCGCCGCGGAGCUCAUCCACCGCCUGGAGGCCGUGCAGCGCACGCGGGAGGCUGAGGAGCAGCUGGAGGAGCGGCUGCGGCGAGUGCGGAUGGAGGAGGAGGGUGAAGACGUGGAUGCGGUCCCUGGCCCCCUGGGGGUGGGCCACAAGCUGCCUCCCGCCCAGGCCUGGCACCACUUCCCACCUCGCUAUGCGGACGCGGGCUGUGUGGGGCCCCGGGAUGCACAUGAGGAGGACCCCGAGAGCAUCCUGGACGAGCACGUGCAGCGGGUCCUGCGCACUCCUGGCCGCCAGUCCCCUGGGCCCGGCCACCGCUCCCCCGACAGUGGGCAUGCGGCCAGGCUGCCUGCAGCACCGGGCGGAGCAGCCGGGCAUGGCAAACACGCGGCCAAGACAGGUGCAAAGCUGGACGCAGCCGGCCUGCACCACCACAGGCACGUCCACCACCACGUGCACCACAGCACGACCAAGCCCAGGGAGCAGAUCGAGGCCGAGGCCGCCCGCCGCGUCCAGAGCAGCUUCCCAUGGAGCCCUGAACUGCACGGCUACACUACAAAGCCUCGCGGCUUCCCUGAGAGUAUGGGUGCCGCCCCCACUGUCACCGACUGCCUGGGCUACAGCGGAAAGGCAAGCGCAUCCUCCAAGAGAAUGGCAAAGAAGGCCGAAGCCAGCCGGGGCGCGUCCACCUCGGAGGUGCCUGGCUCGCCGGAGGGUGCAGAGAAGACGCAGACCAUCCUGCAGUGGAUCAUCGAGGGGGAGAAGGAGAUCAGCAGGCACAGGAAGGCCGGCCACGGGCCUUCCGGGGCCAAGAGGCAGCAGGUCCACGAGAGCACCAGGCCCCUGUCCAUCGAACGCCCUGGCGCUGUGCACCCCUGGGUCAGCGCCCAGCUUCGGAACUCCGUCCAGCCCUCCCACCUCUUCAUCCAAGACCCCACUAUGCCCCCCAACCCCGCGCCCAACCCCCUGACUCAGCUGGAGGAGGCCCGCAGGCGUCUGGAGGAGGAGGAGAAGCGAACUAGCAAACUGCCCGCCAAGCAGAGGUGUGGCCGGCGGGGCAGGGAGCUUGGGAGGCCCCAGCGGGAUGUCCGGCCGUGUGGUGGGCUGUGGCGGGCCGGCGGCCUCGUGGGGGGUUCUGGGCGAGACGCCUGCAGGGAGCCCAGCCCUCGCUGUCUCUGCCCCAGGACGAAGUCACAGAAGAAGGCAGGCGGCUUGAGCGCCCCGCCGUGUGAUAGCAUCGUUGUGGCCUACUACUUCUGCGGGGAGCCGAUUCCCUACCGCACCCUGGUGAAGGGCCGCGGGGUCACCCUGGGCCAGUUCAAGGAGCUGCUGACCAAGAAGGGCAGCUACAGAUACUACUUCAAGAAAGUGAGUGAUGAGUUUGACUGCGGCGUAGUGUUUGAAGAGGUUCGGGAGGACCAGGCUGUCCUGCCCGUCUUUGAGGAGAAGAUCAUCGGCAAGGUGGAGAAGGUGGACUGACCACGGGCACUGGCCCUGGGCAGGCAGUCCACACACAACGCGCCGUCACACAGGAAACAGCGCUUCCGCGGACACGGCAGCAAAGCCCUGUCCCACCUGUGUCUGGGCUAGGGUCCCUCUGAGGGGCCCCACAGGCCUCUGUACGGCCGCCGAGGAGGGAGGCCCUCCCCGCUGCCAUAGCAAUACUGAGGGCCGGCCCAGCAGGGUGACCCCAUGCGCCGGCCAGCUCCAGCGGUCCCUCUGCUGCUAAUGGGCCCUGCCUGACCCUGGAGGCCUUGCCUGGGGCGUGGGCUCGCCCCAGGGCAUCUGCUCCCCACAGGGACCCCUGCUCGUGGGCCCAUCACUUGUACAUGUCACCGAGUGCCUUCGACACAGCCUGUCCCUUGCCUGCCACUGUGUGACUCUGCGGCGGGGACCAUUUCCCAGGGACGGCCACCCCACAGCCCCCGCGCCCCAUGUAAAUAUGUACAUUUCUCAGGCAGGGCUAGCGGGCGGCUGCCCGUGCUGUUCUCAUGCGCUGACUUGUACAAUGGUCUUUUCAAAGGUACUUGGAUAA
Molecule: messenger RNA, 3569 nt
Organism: Trichechus manatus latirostris (Florida manatee)
Lineage: Eukaryota; Metazoa; Chordata; Mammalia; Sirenia; Trichechidae
Gene: AXIN1
Product: axin 1
Exons: 8
Coding region: 377-3013 (878 amino acids)
Biological process (GO): positive regulation of proteasomal ubiquitin-dependent protein catabolic process; cell development; negative regulation of canonical Wnt signaling pathway
Cellular component (GO): nucleus; beta-catenin destruction complex; plasma membrane
Molecular function (GO): ubiquitin protein ligase binding; beta-catenin binding; molecular adaptor activity
Source: RefSeq, a predicted model, not a curated record